Messenger RNA from Seminavis robusta, 2874 nucleotides. The record is from the annotation of a GenBank genome assembly. NCBI's taxonomy places the organism in Eukaryota, Bacillariophyta, Bacillariophyceae, Naviculales, Naviculaceae.
AUGACACCCCCUGAAGAGUUCCCAUGUUUUGACUCCAGACUAUCCAAGUUCACUGAAAACACAUUCAUGGUCAGACUCAAGCUUCUUGCACACAAUACCAUUGGACCAGCAUACACCACCCUGAAGGACAAAGCACAAUCCCCACCAGACGCGGACCCUGAACCAUCCAAGAAAUCUGGUUCAACCACAGCAAAACCAGCCAAAGCAACCGCAUUCAAGAUGAGAGGCAUCUCCGGCAAACCCAUCAGUCAAUCCAACGCUUCAGCCACAGAAAAACCUGAUCCAGCCAACCGCCCUACACCACCUGCAGGAGAGCCAACUCAUAAGACCCUAUUCAAGGUACACUUCCCCAACCAUGCUCCACUGCCAGAGGACCGAAAGGUCCGCGGAAGCACCAUUGGAGAACUCUCCCAACAACUUAUGGUGGAUUUCUUGAAGCAACUCUUCUCCAUUGAACCUGAAGCCAAACUCAUGCGAUACCCCACUGCAAGCCCCCUUACCUUCCAUUCUGCCUGGAUCCACCUUCACUCCAACCCAGCUAAAUUCCCUAGAGGAGCUGAUCAGUUCAAGUCUAUCUUCUACAAUCACUUCUUUAGGACAUCUGCAAAGAUUCUCAUCGCCCAUAACAUGCCAAGGGAUGAACUUUUGGAACUUUUCCAACCCUUCUUCGGAGGAUGGGAUGAAACACAGGCGAACACUGGAAUCACUUUCAAACUUGAACUUGCCCCAAUCCAGUCCCCAAAAACUGCCUCAGUAGCCUGGCUUAAAGGAACAGGAUACUGGACCCAUGGAGUCAACCUAGGUGAAGCCAUACGACAGGACCCUCUCUACAAGCUCAAGGAGUCCAAGGACAACCAGCAAUACCCCAUUGAACUGAUCUACCAACGAAUACAGACAGAGCAGAACAAACGGUGGGACCCAACUGGCACCAACCCCAUGGCGGUACAUGUACACUGUGCUGAAGAACACUAUGACCAAGUGCUCUCCCUUCUCUCCAAUAUCUAUGCCCCAGGACGCCGAUCUGGAUACCCCCAACACAAGAAACUCCAAGUGGUACCUGACCGCGGAUCCCACAAGUACUUGGCCACCCAGGAUGCAACACUGGACCAGGUCUUCACCUCCCUGGUAGACAAACAGUUUGUUAUAGUUGACAACAUCCAAGUCAUCUACAUCGAGAAUGUUGUUGGGAACCCAGGACCCCUCUCACCACAGGACCCAUCCACAUUGUACCUAGCAGUGACAUCUAUGGUUGAUAGCAACUCCAACAGGCCCAAACAGCCUGUUUUCAUUGGCCUCGACCAGUCCACUAAGGAUCCAUCCAUCUGGCUGCUACCUGUCGACAAGUAUCGGUAUGCUGAAGCCCUAGCCUUGUCUCAGAGGUUUGGACACGCCACGACAAAACACUGGGGACCAAGUGCCUGGAAUUGGUUCACACCCUCCUUCAGACAGAAGCAGGAAGAUGCCUUCAAGUACAACCCUGAGACAGAAGUGUUUGAAACCAGGGCUGACCGCCACCUGAAACGCCUGGCAAACACCAAACAGUUCAAACGAGAAUUUGAGGUGGUGGACAAUCUGGAUUUUGUUACCGAGUGCCAAAUUGCCAGCAUCCAUUUCAGGGUUCCCGGGGCAUUCAGAGAACGCUCUGCUGCAGAUGGAGUGGCCCUGGAUCCAUCAGAGGCAUCCUCCAUUGGCACCACUGCUGACGGGGACCGUCUAGACAUAUCCACCCUCAAUUCAGGCUUCCAAUCAGGUGACUACGCGGCCAUGUGGUCUGAAGACGAAAGUGAAGAGUCAGAAUCGAUGACACUGGAAGACGAGGAAACCAAUGAGGAAGAUGAACCACCACAAGAUGGACCAUCUGUCUUUCUCAUGGAAACUGAUGCAGAUAGGAUACACACUGGGGACAUGCAAGUCAACCUCAGCCCUGAGGUGGACGCCCUCGUGGAAACAAGAUUCAAGAUUAUAUGGGAACGGGUAAUUCGACAGGAUCAAUGGACAUUGUGGGAACGAGAUGACAAUCUCUUGUACUUGAAGGCCUUCCUCACCCACAAAGUUGGAGGACAGAAUUUGGCCGGGGCCACUGCCAUCCUGGACCAUUUCGAGGCCCACAAGACGCCAGUGCAGACAAUCCUUCACCUCACAAGCUGGGAAUUGGCCAAGCUCAUGUACGUGGAGGGAAGCCAAACCUGCUUCAUCCCCAUCAGUUCCUCCAAGUACUCCAAUGACCUCUAUUUCCAAGUCAAAACCCAGAUCAAUCAAUCAUGGCUGGGACAACACCCAUGCAAUCCCAGUCCUGCCACUUUCCCUGGAUUCCUACAGCUCUUACCUCUGAUGUCCCACUCACAAGAGAGUUGUCCAACAAAGGCUGGUGGACAGAACCAAAUAGUUGAUGGGGAAAGGAUUCAUGCCCAAUACAGUGAAAAGCAUGAAUCCACGGCACACACCACACACCACCCCUACAACAACAGAAAGACCUUGACCCCUUUGACAUAUUCCUCCAAUCCUACACCAGACACCUGCAUCAGUCCAACAACACCAAAACAACCCAAACUGCUCCACAACCUGGCCCCCCACCUUACACCCACCACACCACCCAUACCACCACCGAUGACUCCACAGCCAGCAGUGACGAAUCCUUCCAUUCCUUUGAUGUCCCACUUCUGAGUGAAAGAUCCACUGACUCAGAUGCCACCUCUCACAGCAGCCACAACACAUACCCCCCAGUCCCAGCCCUAAUGCAGCGAGAAGAAGACUCUGACAUUGAGAGUACAUUUGGAGAUGACUCCUCCAUCGAGUCCUCAGACUAUGUGUCCAUCCCCUUCUCCACUCCCACUGGCCCAACGGAUCCCACAACUGCCCCCACCUCACUUGGCG